UCAAAAGUUGAUGAAACCCUAGAGCCCAACCCUUACUCCCUCACUCAAAUCCACCGCCAGCUCCUCUGAUCCACUCGCCAGAUCCAUAUCCGCUGCUCGCUGUGCCCCCUGCUGCCUGACCGCCUGACCCAUUGCUUCUGUUGUCGCCUCGCUGCUCCCGCAUUGACGGCGAAGAGUUCGGAUUAUGCGAAGAAGGCGGUGGCGGCCGAUAAGCUUGCUGAGCUUGCGUUGAUUGAUCCCAAGAGAGCAAAAAGAUAAACAGGUGCUCGUCAACCAAGAACCCAAGUUUGCCGCAAUGACCAAAGUUUUAGAUGAGGUACAUGGAGCUAGCAAGAAACCUGAGAGACAACACACAUCAUUACCUAGGUGAGUUAGACACGAUGGGACGUCCAGCCUCAGUCUUUUUUCGGAGAAUUUGAUGGGCAUGGAGGCCGAGCAGCUGUAGACUUUGUCUCUGAGAAGUUAGGGGAAACUAUAAUAAGAGCUCUCGACAGGCUUGAAGAAGGAGAAGGCAAGUUAGAAAUGGCAAUGAGAUCAGGAUAUCUGACUACAGAUAGAGAAUUCCUUAGCCAGGGUCUUAAUAGUGGAGCUUGCGCCGCUACUAUUCUACUCAAGGAUGGAGAGCUUCAUAUCGCGAAUGUAGGCGAUUGCAAAGUAGUGAUGAGCAGAAACAAAGAAGCUAAAACCCUAACAGUCAGCCACAAUCCGGGAACAGAAAAUGAAAGAAAUCGCAUUGAGAGCUUGGGGGGAUAUGUGAGUUGCAGAAAUGGAACGUGGAGAGUUCAGGACUCAUUGGCGAUAUCAAGAUCAAUCGGCGAUGCAAAUUUAAAAGAAUGGAUCAUUUCUGAACCUGAAACAACAUCACUAAACUUAACUUCAGACUGCGAGUUUCUGGUAUUGGCUUCUGAUGGCCUCUGGGAUAAGGUACCUACAUAG
Messenger RNA from Asparagus officinalis (garden asparagus), 936 nucleotides. RefSeq names its product probable protein phosphatase 2C 77. Lineage: Eukaryota; Viridiplantae; Streptophyta; Magnoliopsida; Asparagales; Asparagaceae. Gene Ontology annotation, biological process: protein dephosphorylation. The record is from RefSeq and is a predicted model, not a curated record. Gene Ontology annotation, molecular function: protein serine/threonine phosphatase activity.